Molecule: messenger RNA, 1776 nt
Organism: Salvelinus fontinalis (brook trout)
Lineage: Eukaryota; Metazoa; Chordata; Actinopteri; Salmoniformes; Salmonidae
Product: unconventional myosin-IXb-like
Exons: 3
Coding region: 533-847 (104 amino acids)
Biological process (GO): intracellular signal transduction
Molecular function (GO): GTPase activator activity; microfilament motor activity
Source: RefSeq, a predicted model, not a curated record
CCCAAAACACAUACACCCCUGGGUCGCUCGUCUUUUCAGUUUGCUGCAGUUAGCGACUGGAACAAGCUGCAACAAACACUCAAACUGGACAGUUUUAUCUCAAUCUCUUCAUUCAAAGACUCAAUCAUGGACACUCUUACUGACAGUUGUGGCUGCUUUGUGUGAUGUAUUGUUGUCUCUACCUUCUUGCCCUUUGUGCUGUUGUCUGUGCCCAAUAAUGAUUGUACCAUGUUUUGUGCUGCUACCAUGUUGUCAUGUUUUGCUACCAUGCUGUGUUGUCAUGUGUUGCUGCCUUGCUAUGUUGUCUUAGGUCUCUCUUUAUGUAAUGGUGCUGUGUGGUCUCUCUUGUCGGGAUGUGUGCUUUGUCCUAUAUUUUGGUAGGCCGUAUUUGUAAAUAAGAAUUUGUUUUUAACUGACUUGCCUAGUUAAAUAAAAACAAAUUGCUGUUAUCAAGUGAAUAUUUUGUUCAGGCAACUAGGUACGACCCCCACUGUACUGCCUUUACCACAAUAGAGAUUCUAACUAGCAGGUAAUGUCUCUGUGUCCCAGGUGUGUGGAGAUGUUGAUCAACGAGCAGAUCAGACGCUACAAUGAGAAGUUGGAGGAGAUAGAACAGCUGGAGCACGCUGAGGCUCUGGCUGUCAACCAGCUCAAACUCAAGAGACAGAACACGCUGCACUGGCAUUUGCCCCUCAGAUUUUCUGCUCCUUACAAAGGAGUGGUGGUGCAUGAGAAGAAGUGCUCUGACUUGACGGUGGUCCCUGAGAACGAUGAGCCGCUAGACUCUGACACAGAGGAUGAGAAAAACCUGAUGGAGCGCAUCAAGUCUAUAAAACAAGAGAAAUAAGAACUGAACAGACCCCUGAUUCACCACUAAAUUCAGCAGAUACUUUUGGCAAUGUAGUGUAUGUGGGCACCCCUUCAAAUGAUUGGAUUCAGCUAUUUCAGCCACACCCAUUGCUGACAGGUUUAUAAAAUCGAGCACACAGCUAUGCAAUCUCCAUAGACAAACAUUGGCGGUAGAAUGGCCCGUACUGAAGAGCUCAGUGACUUACAAUGAGGCACUGUCAUAGGAUGCCACAUUUCCAACAAGUCAGUUUUUAACAUUUCUGCCCUGCUAGAGCUGCCUCGGUCAACUGUAAGUGCUGUUAUUGUGAAGUGGAAACGUCUAGGUGCAACAAUGGCUCAACCGUGAAGUGGUAGGCCAUACAAGCUCACAGAACGGGACCGCCAAAUGCUGAAGAGCGUAAAAAUAAUCUGUCCUUGGUUGCAACACUCACUAAUGAGUUCCAAACUGCCUCUGGAAGCAACAUGAGCACAAGAACUGUUCGUCGGUAGCUUCAUGAAAUGGGUUUCCAUGGCCGAGCAGCCGCACACAAGCCUAAGAUCACCAUGCGCAAUGUCAAGCGUCGGCUGGAGUGGUGUGAAGCUCGCCGCCAUUGGACUCUGGAGCAGUGGAAACACGUUCUCUGGAGUGAUGAAUCACGCUUGUAUCACACUUGCAGUCAGACAUAUAGAUGUGGGUUUGGCGGAUGCCAUGAGAACUAUUACUUCCCUGAAUGCAUAGUGUAAAGUUUGGUGGAGGAGGAAUAGUGGUCUAGGGCUGUUUUUCAUGGUUCGGGUGGGUUCCUUAGUUCCUGUGAAGGGAAAUCUUAAUGCUUCAACAUACAAUGAGGGGCGAUUCUAGACUUCUGUCCUUCCAACUUUGUUGCAACAGUUUGGGGAAGGCCCUGUUGUAGAAAUCCACCCCUAAGGACCCCUAAGCAAUCUUUAUUA